This is a messenger RNA of Parastagonospora nodorum SN15, 483 nucleotides long. RefSeq lists its product as hypothetical. The transcript has 3 exons. The record is from RefSeq and is a predicted model, not a curated record. Lineage: Eukaryota; Fungi; Ascomycota; Dothideomycetes; Pleosporales; Phaeosphaeriaceae. Bases 1 to 483 code for a protein of 160 amino acids.
AUGGUUACCCUCCACCUCGCCUACACCGCGCCCAUCAACCCCCUCUCCACCACCCCCGUCCUCACCCACGCACAAGUCUGGGCCGGGCUGCAGCGCAAAAUCCGAUUCGCGCAGGAAUUCGUACCCGUCAUCGCGUCGUGCUCCGUGCUCUCUGAAGAAGACGGCGUAGUGACUCGAGACGUGGUGUUCAAGCCGGGCGUGGGGCCGAAGGAGAAAGCGCGAGAGGUAGUUAGGGGGUUUGGGACGAGUUGGGUCGAUUUCGAGCAAGAAGACGGCAGCGUGGUCAAGAAUGUUAUUUCGGACGGCGCGGAUGGGGCGCUGUACAUGACGUAUGCAUUUGAAUUCAGGUUUCCGGAUUUAAGGGAGGGGAGUGCGGAGGCGGAGGCACAGAGGGAGAAACUCAAGGGUACGAGUAAGAUGGCGGUGGAGAAGAGCAUUGAGACGAUUCGGCAGAUGGUGCUGGAUGGGCGGAUUAAGGAGUAG